Molecule: messenger RNA, 3565 nt
Organism: Xenopus tropicalis (tropical clawed frog)
Lineage: Eukaryota; Metazoa; Chordata; Amphibia; Anura; Pipidae
Gene: tlr7
Product: toll like receptor 7
Exons: 2
Coding region: 24-3188 (1054 amino acids)
Biological process (GO): signal transduction
Cellular component (GO): endomembrane system; endosome
Source: RefSeq, marked provisional
CUCAAGUUUACAUCAGAAGAAGGAUGCAUGGAAAGACUUUUAAGGUGUUUUACUUUGGAAUGCGAAGACAGCUCCUGUUUUUUCUUAUCUCUAUCCUCAGCUUUUCAGGACUGCUAGCUACAAACUGGUUUCCUAAAAGUUUGCCGUGUGAUGUGGAACAAAAUGCCAAAGGAAAUGUAAUAGUUGUGGACUGCAGUGAUCGACAUUUGACUUCGAUACCAUGGGGAAUACCUACCAAUGUUACUAACCUUACUUUAACCAUCAACCAUAUUCCAAGAAUUUCAGUAGACUCAUUUGCAGAAUUCACAAAUCUGGUUGAACUUGAUUUCAGAUGCAACUGUGUACCAGCCAAAGUGGGACCAAAAGACCAUGUGUGCACAAAGAGGUUGGAUGUCGAAGACAGAAGCUUUGCUUCACUCUACAAUUUAAGGUCUCUUUAUUUGGAUGGAAACCAGCUUAUAGAAUUUCCUAAGGGUCUUCCACCAAAUCUACAGCUUUUAAGUCUUGAGAUUAAUAACAUCAUUUCCAUAUCAAGAAACAAUCUUUCUGAACUAAGUAAUAUUCAAAUGCUGUACCUCGGACAGAACUGCUAUCAUCGCAACCCAUGCAGUGAUUCUUUUAAAAUUGAAAAAGAUGCAUUCAAGGACUUAAAAAACCUAUCAAUUUUGUCUAUGAAAUCAAAUAACUUAUCUUUUGUCCCAGGUGGUCUUUCAGACAGUCUGAAAGAACUUUACCUCUAUAAUAAUGCCAUUCAGUAUAUUGAAGAACAUGAUUUAGAAAAUCUCAUCAAUUUAGAAAUUCUUGACCUAAGCGGAAACUGCCCUCGUUGUUACAAUUCACCUUUUCCGUGCACGCCAUGUCCUAAUAAUGCUCCAAUCCAGAUUCAUCCUAAAGCUUUUAGCUCCUUGAAAAACCUACAAGUUUUGCGUCUUCAUAGUAACUCUCUCCGUUCAAUCCCAGAGCAGUGGUUUAAAAAUAAUAGAAAUCUGCAAGUACUAGACCUAUCUGAAAAUUUUUUGGCUUCAGAAAUAAGUACUGCAAAUUUUUUAAAAUAUAUACCAAGCCUGAAAAGCCUUGACCUUUCCUUUAACUUUGAGUUACAAGUAUAUCCUUCAGACUUAAAGCUAUCGUCAAUAUUCUCAAGCUUAGCUUCCUUAGAAACUUUGAGAAUCCGUGGUUAUGUGUUUCAGAAUUUGAAAAAAAACAAUCUGAUGCCUCUGGUGCACUUACCGAAUCUUACACUUCUUGAUUUGUCGACAAAUUUUAUCAAAGUCGCUGACUUUAGUCUUUUCCCAAAGUUUAAAUCGCUCCAGACGAUAAUACUGUCAAAUAAUAAAAUAUCUCCCUCUAGUGAAGCUAAUAUAGAUUCUUGUUCAGCCUCCCAAGUAUCUUCCGGACAUUACAUAGGCAGAACAUUCCAGGAAGUUCAUUAUUUUGAAUAUGAUGAAAAUGCCCGCAAAUGUAAAGCCAAAGACAAAGAGAACUUUACAUUUAAGCUUUUUUUGAAUGAGAGUUGCCAAGCAUAUGGUCAGAGUUUAGACCUAAGCCAAAACAAUAUCUUUUUUGUUAAAGCCACAGAUUUUACAAAUUUGUCUUUCCUCAAAUGCCUCAACCUAUCUGGAAAUGCCAUUAGCCAAACUUUAAACGGAAGUGAAUUUAGAAAUCUGAAUCGAUUAAAAUAUUUAGAUUUUUCCAAUAAUCGUAUUGAUCUUCUUUAUUCUACUGCAUUUCAGGAACUUACCGAACUAGAAGUGUUAGAUAUAAGUAACAACGAUCAUUACUUUUUGGCAGAAGGAAUAACCCAUGUGUUCAAUUUUACCAAAAAUCUUGAAAAAUUAACAAAGUUAAUGAUGAACAAUAAUCAAAUAUCCACAUCAACAAACAGGCAUUUGGUUAGUCAGUCACUCAGGAUCCUGGAAUUUAAGGGAAAUUAUCUCAAUAUUUUGUGGAAAGAUGGAGAUACAAGAUACUUAAAUUUCUUCAAGAACUUGAAUAAGCUUUAUAAACUAGAUAUUUCUGAAAACUCUUUGACAUUUGUUCCCCCUGGUGUUUUUGAAGGCAUGCCUCCUGAUCUUUUAGAACUCUACUUGGCUAGAAACAAGUUAAAGACAUUCAGCUGGGAUAAGCUUCACCUUUUAGAAAAACUUAGUGUUUUGGACCUCAGUAACAAUUACUUGACCACAGUACCUAGGGAGUUAUCCAACUGCACAUCUUCUAUUAAGAAACUUAUUCUGAGCAAUAACAAAAUUAAAAAACUGACACCUUUUUUUCUAAGGGGUUCUGUCUCUUUAAAAUACUUGGAUCUAAGUGAUAACUUAAUUCAGAAUAUAGGGCAUUCAAGCUUUCCCGAAGAUGUACUGGAUAAUUUAACUGAAUUACUUCUCCAAGGUAACCCCUUUAAAUGCAACUGUAAUCUUGUAUGGCUUGUCUCCUGGAUAAAUCAAACUAAAGUUUAUAUACCUAAUUUAGUUACUGGUGUAACUUGCUCUGGGCCUGGGGCACACAGGGGACAGAGUCUGGUCCUCUUGGACCUUUAUACCUGUGAACAAUAUCAUUUGAACUUAAUUUUACAAGCUCUUUCAGCAUCUUUCAUUAUUUGCUUAAUGGUGGUUUCUGUUUCAAGUCACCUUUUCUACUGGGAUUUUUGGUUUAUAUACCACCUAUUCAAAGCAAAAAUACAUGGAUAUAAGAGGUUUCCAAAAUGUUGUUAUGAUGCAUUAAUAAUGUAUGAUACCAAAGAUUCUGCUGUAUCAGACUGGGUUUUCAACGACCUUGUUAAUAUUUUGGAAAAACAAGGAAACAAAAUGUUGAAUUUGUGUUUAGAAGAAAGAGACUUUCUAGCAGGUCAGCCAUUUUUAGAUAACCUUUCUGAAAGUAUCCAGAUUAGCCGAAAAACUGUGUUUGUACUUACAAGAAAAUAUGUUAAAAAGGGACAUUUUAAGACUGCAUUUUAUAUGGCUCACCAGCGUCUCAUUGAGGAAAAAGUGGAUGUUAUCAUCUUAAUACUGCUUGAAAAAACUCUACAGAGAUCCAGAUAUCUCCGACUAAGAAAAAGAUUAUGUGCAAACUCUGUUUUAUAUUGGCCUUCUAAUCCCAAUUCUCAAAGUUAUUUCUGGCACUGUCUUAAAAGUGCUAUAGCAACUGAAAAUCAAAUGGCAUAUGACAAACUUUUCAAAGACCAUACAUAGGAUUGAUUAACUAAGGGACCGAUACAUCACUUGUUUGCAUUUGUGUACUAAGUGGUGAUGAUUGCAAGUCCGCUCAUCUACUGUAAAGUAUUGAAUUCAUACUAUAUAAAUUACUAUAUUGAUUAUUUUUGAUAUUGAGAGAAGGGGACCCAGUUAUGUAUGGGAGAUCUAUUGUUUUAUCUGCACAGCUUUGGAACUCUAGAUAUUAGGUGAGUGUGAUUUAUCACUUAGGUUUGUGUGUGGAUUGUUAUGUAUGAAUGUAAUGGGUUACACUAAUUAUAAAUCUUUGGUGGUAUCUUCUGUUUAUUUGUUUUAUGUAAUAUAUUCUAUGUUUUAUGUGAUAUUAUCUAAAUAAAUAUUCCCCUCUUUGCAGUGAA